UCACGCUGGGAAUGGCCAAGGGAAAACGAGUGAAAUCUUGUUUGCACGCACGCCUCGGCAUGGUCUUAGGAGAUGGAAGGAGAAAGUCGAAGGCAGAGGAGAGAGGAAGGGAUAAACACUUAAUGCCAAGUCGGAGGUAAAAAUGUUGUUUAUGAAGCCGUGUUUGUCUCCGUCCUCACUCAGUGGAUUUCUCUACAUCACGCUGUGUGUCUGACUGAGGGCUUCUCUGUGAUAUUUACCACAGUGCCUCUUCGCCACGCACAGCGGCGGUUGCGUCGUAGUUCAGCGCAUGGCAAGGGCAUCACAAAUGGUUAGGGAAGACGAUUUGUUCCUCCGUUUGCUCAGAGAAUAGCGAAUUAAAUCAGAAAGGACUCCCGAGGCGCCACAAUGGUUUGACAUUUUAGAAAGGAAUAGCUUUUUUUUCAAUUGGGCGCAUGCAGACGGAUGAGAGAUGCCAACCAGCAAGCAAGGGGCAUUUGAAGAGGAUGGGGAAUUAAUAUAUGAGUGGUCUGGACCUUCUUUUAUGAAAUAUUUUCUAAACGAGAAAUAAUUUACAUUUCCUCACCAGGGAGGAGGUGUGGCCCUGCCGCUUGUCCGAUCAGCUUUUGGUGGCACAUGGAUGGAUGACUUUUGUGUGAAGAUCAAGAAAGCCAAGAGUCCGUGCAACUGUAUAUAAUCACAGUGAUCACCACAUCUUAUCAAGUAACUAACAUCGCCUUUAAGUAGCAGGCUUGACGUGCGCUCUUGUGGAACUCAGGGAGGCACCCAGGUGCGCCCCAUGUUGCAUUUAGGACACACUGGUACCGGCGGUACCUGCGGGACUUAAAGCACAGUUGGGACUUCAAAGAAGCGUUGGGCUGUGGGCCAGUGAUGCCGGACACAUUCACGCUCAUAAAGAACAGGACAGAGCCACGGCUGGGGCAGCUAGAGCGCACACUGGCCACGGAGGGGAGCGCCCGCCCCGCCUGGGUCAUAGGUAUCCUGGCCAGUGUGCUGAUCUUCACCACCGUGGUGGACGUGCUGGGGAAUCUGCUGGUGAUCAUCUCGGUGUUCAGGAACCGCAAACUGAGGAACUCGGGUAAUGUGUUUGUAGUGAGUCUGGCAUUUGCUGACCUCGUGGUAGCCUUCUACCCCUACCCCUUGGUUCUCUAUGCCCUCUUCCAUGACGGAUGGGCACUGGGAAACACUCAAUGCAUGGUCAGUGGUUUCCUCAUGGGGCUGAGUGUCAUCGGUUCCAUUUUCAACAUCACUGGUAUAGCAGUGAACAGAUACUGCUACAUCUGUCACUCAUUCUCCUACAGUCGGCUGUACAGCUAUCGCAACACUCUGCUGUUUGUUGCCUUAAUUUGGGUGCUCACAAUAGUGGCCAUUAUCCCCAAUUUCUUUGUUGGUUCCCUUCGUUAUGACCCGCGGGUCUACUCCUGCACCUUCGCCCAGAAUGUCAGCAGUUCCUACACAGUGGCAGUGGUGGUGAUUCACUUCUUGGUUCCCAUUGCAGUGGUUACCUUCUGUUAUCUACGAAUCUGGAUACUUGUGAUUCAGGUGCGCCGUAAAGUGAAGACAGAGGAGAGCCCUCGCCUCAGACCAAGUGACUUGCGGAAUUUUAUCACCAUGUUUGUGGUCUUUGUGCUAUUUGCCAUCUGCUGGGCUCCACUUAACCUGAUUGGCUUGGCGGUGGCCAUAGAUCCGUCCCGUGUGGCUCCCCGUAUCCCUGAGUGGCUUUUUGUGGUCAGCUACUUCAUGGCCUACUUCAACAGCUGUCUGAAUGCCAUUAUCUAUGGCUUACUCAACAGGAAUUUCAGGAACGAAUACAAACGCAUUGUCACCUCCGUGUGGGUGACUCGGCUUUUUGUGACAGAGACUUCGCGGGCUGCAACGGACGGCAGGAGCAUGAGGAGCAAGCAAUCGCCGCCUCCACCGCUCAACAACAACGAGUCAGUCAGAGAUCGCACUAACAAAGAUUGAAAUCUGCAUCAUGAGCAUGUGGUAAUUCCUGUUUUUAUGUGACAUUUAGACAGUUGUGCAGCUAAAUGAGUAUGAAGUAACAGAUGAAACUGGAAUGCACUGCUUGAUUAUCUGUUGGCUGACAUCAAUCAGAACAGGACAGAGGUGAACAUUUGGCCUUACAUCUGUGGAUGAAUUUUCUUUAAUCCUUUCUGGGUAGCACUUUGUAAUAACUACACACUAUAAAGCA
Molecule: messenger RNA, 2194 nt
Organism: Micropterus salmoides (largemouth bass)
Lineage: Eukaryota; Metazoa; Chordata; Actinopteri; Centrarchiformes; Centrarchidae
Gene: mtnr1bb
Product: melatonin receptor 1Bb
Exons: 4
Coding region: 871-1965 (364 amino acids)
Biological process (GO): G protein-coupled receptor signaling pathway
Cellular component (GO): membrane
Molecular function (GO): melatonin receptor activity
Source: RefSeq, a predicted model, not a curated record